Colossoma macropomum (tambaqui) is the source of this 1040-nucleotide messenger RNA. It is a transcript of the gene tatdn3, whose product is annotated as TatD DNase domain containing 3. Gene Ontology annotation, molecular function: hydrolase activity, acting on ester bonds. The record is from RefSeq and is a predicted model, not a curated record. The coding region runs from base 100 to 900 and encodes 266 amino acids. The transcript is spliced from 10 exons. NCBI's taxonomy places the organism in Eukaryota, Metazoa, Chordata, Actinopteri, Characiformes, Serrasalmidae.
GGAAACAUAAAAGAGAUAACCGAAUGUUCUUGAAGCUGAUUGGCUCGAAUACUAAUAUGACCUAUCGCGUGCCUUUAUUUGCGUGGUUUUACUGGUCAAAUGGAUGGACGUCUGGUCGACAGCCACUGCCACAUGUCAGCGGAUGAGUUCGCUCAGGACCUAAAUGAUGUUAUUGAGAGAGCAAAACAGGCUGGGGUUAAAGCUCUCAUAGCAGUUACAGAAGGACCCAGUGAGUUUGAAAGAGUGAUUCAGUUAUCAAAGAUCCACCCGCGUCUCGUAUUUCCAUGUUUUGGAAUUCACCCCCUUCAAGGUUCGGAGCAGGCCCUGCACAGCGUGAGGACUCAGGACUUGGAGCCGGCCCUUCCACUGUUCCAGACGUAUAGAGAUCAUAUAGUUGCUGUGGGUGAGAUUGGACUCGACUUUACUCCAUGGUUUGCGCCCACUGUUCUGGAGCGUGAUGAGCAGUUAAUGGUCUUUAAAAAGCAGCUGGAAAUAUCCAAAGAGCUGGAGCUGCCCGUGAAUGUGCAUUCCCGCUCCGCUGCCAAGGUCACCAUAGCUACGAUGAAAGAGCAAGGAAUCAGACAUGCACUAUUACAUAAUUUUGCUGGGAAGCCAUCCGUCGCUAUGGAGGGGCUUCAGGCUGGAUACUACUUCUCUUUUCCCCCUGCAGUCAGCAGGAACGAUCAGAGAACCAAACUCAUCAAACAGAUUCCUCUGGAACGCAUUUGUUUAGAGACAGACUCACCAGCCCUGGGGCCCGAAAAACACGUGAGGAAUGAGCCUAAAAAUAUCACCAUCUCUUGCGAAUACAUUGCAAAAGUAAAGGGAAUAUCUGCAGAGAUUGUUGCUGAGGUCACCACACAAAAUGCUCUGUGCUUAUUUCCCAAGUUGAAGUUGUAGUAAUUUAGUGUUAUUGAAGUACAGGGUGAUUCAAAAAGAUUAAUCUGAUUUCUAAGCACCAUGUUUUUACAACCGUGAGGCGUCUAGGAACCAAUCACAAUCCAAUUGAAAGAGGGGGUCAUAGAGUUUCUGACUGUCAG